UAGAUGUCUGUACGACUCUGUCCUCACCUAGGGCCAGCACUGUAGCAAUGACUUCGAAUGGUAUAAACACGCAAGCAACAUACACGUGUUUCAGCGGGUACACGUUAUAUGGUAUGUCCCUUAUCACGUGCAGAAGCGAUGGAUCAUGGGACUUUACUGCACCAACGUGCUUAACAUGUCCGGAUUUGUCUGAUCCGGAAAGUGGUACACUUACAGUGACAACAACCGGUUCCGUUACAACAGCAACAUUUAGCUGUCAAACAGGAUAUUAUCUUAGUGGAGAAUCUACUCUGACGUGUGGUUCUGACGUGGCAUGGAGCAGUGAUGUUCCGACUUGUAAGUGUAAUUUUCCUGCUCAACCAAGUAACGGAGAUGUGUCAGUAUCCGGGACUGGUUCGGUGGCAACAUACUCGUGUGAUACCGGAUACUCCCUUAAUGGACUGUCUGCAAGAACCUGUCAGACGGACGGUAGUGGCUGGGAAAACACGGACCCGACAUGUUAUGAAUGUCAAACAGUAACAAAUCCGGCGUCUGGACUGUUCAGUUUAAGUUCAAAUGGAACGCAUACGUCAGUGAGGUAUACAUGUAACGUCGGCACAACGUUAAACGGUGUUAACGUUCAAGUUUGUAUGAAUGAUGGUUUGUGGGAGGCUGCCCCGCCAAUUUGUGUUUGUCAGCCGCCAAAUGCUAUCAUUAACGGUAAUUACGACCUGCUCGACCACGGGAUGCUAGCAUAUUACUCGUGCGACCCUUCCUACAGGCUCGUAGGACCACAACAGCGGCUUUGUCUAUCUGACGGCACGGGUUGGAAUGGAACAGAGCCUCGAUGUGAUUUGAUUAUCAUAACUACACCAAGAGCGGGUAAAUCUCAAGAGCAAACAGUUCUUCCAAUACCAACAGCAGCGUUCGUCGUUAUUUGUGUCAUUGUGUUUAUCAUUUUGGUAGUUUCUAUUGUCGGGUCCAUCUGCUGGUACCUGAGAUACAAGAAAGUCAGUCAGCGCGUUGGGACUGUGUUUGAUUCUAGUGACAAUAGAACGACAAGCACUCUUGAUGAGGCCCGUUUUAAUUAUGAGUCCACGGAUAUAGAAGUUGGAAAUCUACUUAUUGCAAAAUCAUUAGAACAAACCAAGCCGUUUUGUAAUGCGAAGUCACUGACGAGAAAAACAUCACGAUCAUCACUGGAAACUAACAAAACAGAAGAAGAAAUUAGGUCUAAGCAGACUAGUUCACAAACAAAAAUAGAUUUAAACCACAAUGGCGGCAUAUUGACCGCCGAAAACGGUGCAGUUACCGAAACCGCCAUGUAAAAGGAACGCGACAAAAGUGAAACGUAGACGUCGUCGUGUAGAACGCCGCGAGGAGGGGGCAGACGAAAAAGAUCUUCAGCCGAGAACAUCUACGCCAAAAUAAGUGUAAUUAUCAGAACAACGACUCCGGAUAUGCUUGCAUCGGAGGAGUUUGCGUAUAUUUAGCCAGUGUACUGCCAUGAGGCGGAUACUCUGGCGCCAAGUCGCCCGACGACGUCGACAUCAAAAUACACUAGUAAAACCUUAUACGCGGAGAGCAAUAUAUAAAUAAACAUAAAUCUGAUACAUUUGUGGUAUCAAAAUAUAACGUGAACGAAUUUUUGAAUACAAUGAUUACGAUAUACCUCAAACAUGACAUGAACACUAACCAUGAAUGACGUAAAGCUUGCCUUAAAUGCAAUGUGUAAUGGUGAUGUGUGUUUUUUUUAUUUAUUUGUUUUAUUUCAUGUUUACACAUGUGCACGUCCAUGCUUUUUAUUCAUUUAUUUGUUAUUCUAUGAAUAUACAUGUUGGUGAUAUAUUUCCUUUAUAUAGUGAAAAAA
Messenger RNA from Ruditapes philippinarum (Manila clam), 1849 nucleotides. Its product is annotated as sushi, von Willebrand factor type A, EGF and pentraxin domain-containing protein 1-like. The record is from RefSeq and is a predicted model, not a curated record. The transcript has 7 exons. The coding region runs from base 48 to 1307 and encodes 419 amino acids. Lineage: Eukaryota; Metazoa; Mollusca; Bivalvia; Venerida; Veneridae.